Messenger RNA from Malaya genurostris, 2583 nucleotides. RefSeq names its product UDP-glucose 6-dehydrogenase (gene sgl). Gene Ontology annotation, cellular component: cytosol; nucleus. The transcript is spliced from 5 exons. NCBI's taxonomy places the organism in Eukaryota, Metazoa, Arthropoda, Insecta, Diptera, Culicidae. Gene Ontology annotation, biological process: glycosaminoglycan biosynthetic process. Bases 624 to 2081 code for a protein of 485 amino acids. The record is from RefSeq and is a predicted model, not a curated record. Gene Ontology annotation, molecular function: UDP-glucose 6-dehydrogenase activity; NAD binding.
UUUCUGAUGUAGAGCUUUGGUAGAUUCAACUUCAUUCGUAUUUUCGUGAUUUUAUUCAACAAAUUCAUUCUAAAGAACGAUCACUGUCCGGAAAUCUCAUUUAUUUUAUGUUUGAAAGAUAUACGUAAAAGUAGUGAAUGGUUGUGGAUUUAAGGUGAUAAGUAAUACUCAGACUGAAAGUGCUGUAAAGUUUCGGAAAAAUUCAUUGGAAAUUCAAUCGGCGACGUGAUCAGUCGUAAGUGUGCAUUCGAGUUCGGCGGACGUGUCCCCCCUCCCAAGCAGCAGCAGAAGCAGCAGAAAGCAUCCAAAGCUCAUUCACGUAGAGCACUCUUGACUUAGCUCUUCAUGAAGCGGAUCUGGAAUUGCUGACGCACGAGGUGGCACUGGCGAAGGGAAGGAAAUGAGAAGCUGCUUCCAGAACCAAGUGAUAAUAAAAGCAAAAGUUCGGUUCAACGGUGAGCGCUUGAAGCCGACAGGAGCGAAGAAUUCUGCCUGCGUUUCGCUUUGGGGUGUUUAGAACAAGUUUAUCGUAUCUUUAUCGCUAAAGUGGCUACACUUGCUAGUGCAGAGAGCAACCAGAGUUUAUUCAACGGACGUGUUUUGCACUGUGAUCGUGUGUGACAAUGGUAAUUUCGAAGAUCUGUUGCAUCGGGGCCGGUUACGUUGGGGGUCCCACGUGCAGUGUGAUGGCACUCAAGUGUCCUGACAUCAAAAUCACGGUCGUCGAUCGCAGCGCAGAACGAAUUGCUCAAUGGAAUUCGGACAAACUGCCCAUCUACGAGCCCGGUUUGGACGAGGUAGUGAAGGAGUGUCGAAACCGAAACCUGUUCUUCUCGACAGACAUCGAGACGGCUAUCCAAGAGGCGGAAUUGAUUUUUAUUUCGGUUAACACUCCCACCAAAACCUACGGUAACGGUCGGGGUCGAGCAGCUGAUCUCAAGUAUGUGGAGGGCUGCGCUCGUAUGAUUGCGGAAAUGUCCCAAAAUAGUAAAAUCGUGGUCGAAAAAAGUACCGUUCCCGUUCGGGCAGCAGAAAGUAUUAUGCAUAUACUGAAGGCAAACCACAAGCCCGGAGUAAAAUAUGACAUUCUAUCGAAUCCAGAGUUUCUGGCGGAGGGUACUGCCGUUGAGGAUUUAUUGAAACCCGAUCGCGUUUUGAUUGGUGGUGAGGAAACUCCAGAAGGCAAGGCAGCUAUCGAUAAACUUUGCUGGGUGUACGAGCAUUGGAUACCGAAAAAGAACAUACUCACCACGAACACCUGGAGUUCCGAACUGUCGAAGCUGGCGGCAAAUGCUUUUCUCGCACAAAGAAUAUCGUCCAUCAACUCGCUGUCGGCCGUUUGCGAGGCAACCGGUGCGGACGUUUCCGAAGUAGCCCGCGCUGUUGGGCUUGAUUCCAGGAUUGGUCCUAAAUUUUUACAAGCAUCUGUUGGGUUCGGGGGAAGCUGUUUUCAGAAGGACAUUCUCAAUUUAGUGUACAUUUGCGAAGGACUGAAUCUUCCGGAAGUGGCUGCCUACUGGCAGCAGGUUAUCGAUAUGAAUGAAUAUCAGAAAGUUCGUUUUUCACAGAAAAUUAUAGAAUGCCUUUUCAACACGGUCACCGACAAACGGAUAUCGAUCCUUGGCUUUGCUUUCAAGAAAAACACCGGAGACACACGAGAAACACCUGCCAUCACCGUGUGUCGAACUCUACUAGACGAAGGUGCGCAACUGAAUAUUUACGACCCGAAGGUGGAACCCGAACAGAUCAUCGCCGAUCUGACGCAUCCUAAAGUAGCGGAAAGUCCGGAACAGGUGAAGAAAGCGGUGCAAAUUUUCGCCGAUCCCUAUGAUGCCGUACGAGGUACUCAUGCGAUCGUAAUCUGCACCGAAUGGGAUGAGUUCGUUAAAUCCAUUCCCUUUCAGAGUCUCAACUACGAGCGCAUUUACCAGUCAAUGAUGAAGCCGGCCUACAUCUUCGACGGACGCAAGAUUCUUCAGCACGAGAGAUUGCAACAAAUCGGAUUUCAUGUGCAAACCAUCGGUAAGAAGCUGAACCGAAUUAUUCUGACUCGAUCGUGGGGCAGUAUUCCACAGCUGUAGAAACUUAGUGAGUUGUAUUAAAACCAAACCAACUUGCUUCUCAACCCUUCUACUUCGGAAUUUUCUCGAAAAUAGAUUUUUUUUGCAAGCAAAUAGAACAAAUAUUUAUAAGAGACCCAGAGUAAGCUUUUUAAGCGUGAAACGAAGUAUUAACAAGCGUCACAUAAUGUUCAGUGUGUGAUAACCAAUGGUAUCAAACCGCAACGUAUCAAAUCUGCACUUCUUCGAGGGCAACAGCAAGACGACAUACACUAUUUAAUUGAUAUUGAACCCACUAAAGCAGUGAAUAGCUAUUUAAUCAUCCCAACCUCACGUCUCAAUCACUUAAACACACUUUAAAUUUAGAAAUCCAUGCAAUAUAUUUAAGAAACAAACUUUUCCAUUCAUCGAUGAUUAUUGAUUUUCACUAAAUUAAUGUUUGUAUUUUUGCUUGCGUACUGGCAUAGCGUUCAAUUCAAAAAAUUUUUUGUCAUUCAUUCAUACGGUCGAAUGAACUUUUUGC